AUGACCCCCCCAGGCGGUCUCGUGGCUGAAAACCCGUCCGCCGCGAUACUGGACGACUUUGCGGGACCCUAUAGUUUCCUACACCCUGAUUUCGGCACAUGUGUGGCUACGCCAGUCCGCGUCCAAGAAAUAGGGGAACUCACCCUCCAAUCAUUCUACCCUUCUUUCUCGCUGGCACUCAUCGGCGCUGCUCUCCAGCAGAUCGAAGACGACGGCGCACAGCCGACCCCAGAGAUCUUCUCUGGAGUGGAAUCGAAUCGAGGAGUGGAAUCGAACCAGGGACUGGAGGCCAGUCGGGAAGCGGAAUCGAACCGGGGAGUGUCGGGUGCCAAGUCGUCGGCCACGGUCAAGCCCGCUGGCGAGGGAGGAGAAAUGCCAGGCGUACUUCGUGCGCUGUUGGGGUGUCAGAAGGAGCCUUGGACCCGAGAGGCAGCCGAAGAAUUUGUCACGGCCAAAACAGACGAAAUCAAAGAUCUCAUUGCCAACGAACCGCUCUUACAAAAUGCCCUGGAAAGGCUAAGAGCACCGUCAGACGUGCUCCUGAAUACUAUGGAGGCUUUAAUGAGGGACAAAUUCAUAAGGAACAAGGAGAUCUGUUCCCAGCUCGUAGCCACGGACAAUAGAGUUCUACAGUUUAAGCCAGAUUAUAGUCGCAACGAAAUUAUCAACAGCCAGACUCUUAUUGACCACAGGCGAAACAUUGUGUUGAUAGAUCGGUUGCUGUCCAAGGUGCGCGAGGAUUUCAAGCACCCGUUGCGCGGCAUAUUCCGAUGGAUUAUUGACUCCGUUCCAAUCGAGUUGGAUUUUCACCGGCGUCCGUUUUUGGGAGUAAACGAGCAUAAGGAGGAAGAGCAGAGUUUGUUACCCAAGGAUAUAAUUCCUGUAUCUUCAUUUCAAAGUCAUGUGUUGAGACACAAGGUGGAUUCACGGAGCUACUUUGAGGAAGAAAUAGAAGCGGCGCACUUGUUCGAUCGUUUUCCAUGCAAUGAGAAAGAAGAUCGGAAGGAGACGGGUGAUCAGGAGUUUAUUCGACGACGUAAAAGACGAUUGAUUGAGGAGUUAACAGGUGGUAUUGACACCGCGGUGGUGGAACCUUCCGCUUCAUUCUUGAUGGGCUUCGGCCGUCUGCCAUACAACGAAGUGCAAUGUUUUAACCCCUCCGUGUCCCGCUCCCACUGCGCCAUCGUGCCUCUAGUCAAGGGACACUUCGUCAUCGUCGACUUGAACAGCAGCGCAGGCACUGUUCUCAACGGCACACCCCUCCCCCCCUGCGUCUUUCUCCCACUCAAACCUACCGCCAAUCCUCGCUGGGCCGACGACAGACGAGACCGAGGCGACGAUAGACGAUCCGAACGGAGCCGCUCCGACCGCAACGACUACCGCAGAAGAGACGAGCAGCGAGAGGACCGCGACGACUGGUCCCAGGACUACAGGGAUUUUGCAAAUCGGAGACGGCCGCGAAGAGACAGUUCUGAAUGCGGACGUGGGCACACGGAAGCGCGCGGGCACACGGAAGCGCGCGGGCACACGGAAGCGCGCGGGCACUCGGAAGCGCGCGGGCACUCGGAAGCGCACGGGCACUCGGAAGCACACGGGCACACGGAAGCGCGCACCCGGCCGCGCGACGGGCCUUACGGCUCUGAGUCUCGGAACCCGGCUCACGCCCGGCCGAACGGACACUGGGAUGACCGCAGAGACCGGGACGAUCGUAAGGAGUUGAAUGACCGGAGAAAUCGAGACGAGAGGAAGGACUGGGACGAUCGGAGAGACUGGGACGAUCGGAGAGACUGGGACGAGAGGAAGGACUGGGACGAUCGGAGAGACCGGGACGAUCGGAGAGACUGGGACGAUCGAAGAGACCGAGACGAUCGGAGAGACUGGGACGAUCGGAGAGGACCGGCUUACCACGAGUUGCUUUUGGGCACCAGCUCUCGCGUGUUCAAGAUAAAGUGCGGCCGCGUGGACAAGAGUGAGCUGCUACGGAUCCGCAGACGCGAACUGCAGCAGAAGCUGCGAGCUCUCGAAGCGGGGCUGAGUCGAGAUUCGGCGGGGCGUCCGGAGACUAAGAACUCAAGAGGAGAACAUACCGGUGGUGACCGAGUUAAGAUCAGAGGGUUCCCGAGGGCAUUUGAGACGCAAGAUUUAGAAAGUCUCCUGAGGCAAAACCAGUUCCCCUUUCGGGUAAGGCACGUCCCGUAG
Gregarina niphandrodes is the source of this 2199-nucleotide messenger RNA. Its product is annotated as FHA domain protein. Lineage: Eukaryota; Apicomplexa; Conoidasida; Eugregarinorida; Gregarinidae. Gene Ontology annotation, molecular function: protein binding. Bases 1 to 2199 code for a protein of 732 amino acids. The record is from RefSeq and is a predicted model, not a curated record. The transcript has 2 exons.